AUGAUAUAUCUACCUAACCUAAAAUCACCUUCAAUCCAUUUAUUCCUAUUCACAUUUUUAGUAUUCUUAACAUGUAUCACAUGUCGAAGGGAAGAUCAACAUAAAAGUGGACAUCAGAAAAGAGAUUUUCAUACAUUAUCUAAUGAAAAGGUGAAGAAAUUGGUCGAAUUAGAUCCUCCACAAUGGAAUAGUGUAACUGAAGGUCAUUUGGGAAAAUUAUUGAUUCCAAGAGCGUCUGGCUCAGAAAACAAUACCCUGGUACAGAAUUACAUUUCUUCGGUAUUUACUAAACUAGGAUGGCAUGAAGAGAAGACACCUUUCACCGAUACGACGCCUAUAGGUGAAAUAGAAUUCACCAAUCUGAUAUACACGUUCGAUCCUUCUGCACCUAGGAAAUUGGUUCUAGCUGCUCAUUUCGAUUCUAAAUGGUUUCCUGAUUUUCCUGCUAAUCAAUUCAUAGGAGCUACAGACUCAGCGGCACCAGUAGCACUCCUGCUUCACCUAGCGGAAUUCUUAACACCUUUAUUGAAUUCAAGGAAAAGUAGAAUAUCUUCUGGGAAUGGUAUAUUGAAUGAAAUCUAUGAUGAAGAUGAAUUGGCAGAAACCACUAUUCAAAUAGUGAUGUUUGAUGGAGAAGAAGCUUUCAGAGAUUGGACUAAUACUGAUAGUAUCUAUGGUGCUAGGUACCUAGCUGAAACUUGGCAAGAAACAUUCUUACCUUCUUCCCAUCCGUUAAACCGCCGCAGACUAUCUCCACCGCCUUCUAUACUAAACACGAUAGACGUGUUAGUUUUACUGGAUCUGCUAGGGAACAAACAUGCUAAAAUAAAUAGUUUCUUUAGAGAAACAGAUUGGUUACAUGAUCAGAUGAGAUCAGCGGAUGAGAGGUUACAGCAUGAUAACUUGAUAGAAGUUGAAAAAGGUGAAAAGGAAUGGUUUGGCAGAUUAAAAUUGAGAGGUGGUAUAGGGGAUGAUCACGUUCCCUUCUUAGCUAGAGGAGUUAGCAUCUUCCAUGUGAUCUCAAAUCCAUUCCCAUCGGUAUGGCAUACCUUGAAGGAUGAUGCUACAGCCCUGUCAUUGCCCGCGUUGAGAAGGUGGAAUCGAGUUUUACGAGUCUUCACAUGUGAAUAUUUAGGUCUUGAUCCUGAUACGAUAGAUACUCGAUCAACCAAACGAUCAGUUGAUGAAUUAGUGCGUAUUCUUGAUCAAUCGCCUGUUGAUCAAAAGGCUAAGGAGGGUCGCUGA
This is a messenger RNA of Kwoniella shivajii, 1245 nucleotides long. RefSeq lists its product as uncharacterized. Lineage: Eukaryota; Fungi; Basidiomycota; Tremellomycetes; Tremellales; Cryptococcaceae. Bases 1 to 1245 code for a protein of 414 amino acids. Gene Ontology annotation, molecular function: zinc ion binding; glutaminyl-peptide cyclotransferase activity. The transcript has 8 exons. The record is from RefSeq and is a predicted model, not a curated record.